Messenger RNA from Malus domestica (apple), 3004 nucleotides. The record is from RefSeq and is a predicted model, not a curated record. NCBI's taxonomy places the organism in Eukaryota, Viridiplantae, Streptophyta, Magnoliopsida, Rosales, Rosaceae.
CCAAAUCCAAAGGGGACAAAUUCUGCUGCCUAGUCGUCCCCGGAAAAAAACGCUCCGUAUAUAUACCCUUCGUCCAAAUUAACCAGCUUCCGCACCUCUCUGCGACGCUCCCUCCAUCUCUUUCUUCUCACUUUUCGUUCCUCUGAUAUCUGCUCGCACUAGCGAUUCCUUUCGCCCCCAAGAUUCCCAGAAACCGUUUCGAACCCAGAAUUCAGAAAAUUCGAUAGCUUCAAGAAAUCAAUCAACAUGCAAGUGCAACAACGCCUCUGAAAAACCAAAUUCCCAGCUGGUUAUUCGGCUCUCUGGAGUUUUCAAUCAUUUUUAGGAAUUGAGAAUGGAAGUUUUGAUAGUAGAACAAGGGCGGCUGGAGCGGUAUAACGAUAAAGAUAUUAGGGUGCCUAAGAGAAGACGUUCCGAGUUCCUGCAUCAUGGAAAGGGCGGCGACAAAUCAGAAGAGGAUGAAAAGCACAAGGACUUCUCAUCAUUGACUGGAACAGAGUCUAAAAAGAGACGGCUUGCUCCAGAGAAUGGAAAAAGGAUUUCAAAAAAGCGACGCUCCUCAAAAGUGGUAGAAAGUUCUGAAGAUGAGUUUGAUGGGGAAAUUCUGUUUCUUAAGGCACAAGCGCGCAAAAGGGGAGGAGUUGACUGUGAAGUGAUAGGAAGAAGUUCCUUAAAGGAUGAAACAGUAAGAUAUGAGUCAAAGAAUGGAGCUUGCAAUACCUCGUCUUCUUCACCACCGACUUCCCCUGGAUCAUCUUCAAGAUAUAUGAAGCAGGAUAAUGAAGAAGUUAAUUUAAAGUGUCAUCAGUGUAUGAAAGAGGAGAAGAAGACUAUUGUUUCCUGUUCCAAUUGUAAAAAGAACUCCUAUUGCAUCCGCUGUAUCAAGCAAUGGUAUCCUCACAUGAAAGUAAAGGAAGUCAAGGAACUUUGCCCAUUUUGCCGUAAGAAUUGCAACUGUAAUGUAUGCCUGCACUCAACUGGUGUGAUUAAGAUACCAGAGAUGGAUUUAGAUGACUGCAAAAAGGCUCAGCAUCUGGAGCAUUUACUUUCCAACUUGCUUCCAUUUCUAAAGAAAAUUUCCCAAGAACAAAAUCAGGAGAUAGAGAUUGAAGCUAAUCUUCGAGGGCUUUCACCUUCUGCAGUUGAAAUACCACAGACUCUCUGUUUUAACGAUGAGCGUGUCUAUUGCAACCACUGUGCAACUUCGAUCAUUGAUCUACACCGAAGCUGCUCAAAAUGUUCGUAUGAACUUUGUCUAAAUUGCUGCCGAGAAAUUCGCCAGGGAUGUCUUUUUGACCGUGGAGACGUGAAAUUUCUGUAUAGGAGUAGGGGUUAUGAUUACAUCCAUGGUGGAGAUCCGGCACCUGAUUGUUGUCCCUUGAAAGAUUCAGAGGACCAUAUUGAGCCUUUGACUGAGUGGAAGGCAAACGGUGAUGCUACUGUUAGUUGUGCUCCGAAAGAAAUGGGUGGCUGUGGUGACUGCGUGUUGGAUCUCAAGCGCAUCCUUCCGGCUGACUGGAUCUCAAAUUUAGUGGUGAAAGCAAAAUAUUUAUUAGAGACUUUCCAAAAAGAGCGUUCUACAUUCAAGCAUAAUUGUGAAACAAGAAGAGAUAUGUUACGAAAAGCAGCUUCCAGAGAAGGUUCUUGUGACAACUUCUUGUUUUGCCCUGAUUCAAAGGACACUCUGAAAGAAGAAGAGCUUUUGCACUUUAAAGAACAUUGGGUGAAUGGCGAACCAGUUAUUGUUAAAAAUGUGCUCGAACAGGCAAAUGGUCUGAGCUGGGAACCAAUGGUAAUGUGGCGUGCUUUAAGUGAAAAUAUGGAUGCAGCUAGUACACAAUAUUCAGAAGUAAAGACCAUCGAUUGCCUGGCUGGUUGUGAGGUGGAAAUCAACACUCGUCAGUUUUUUCAAGGAUACACCGAAGGGAGAAUGUACAAAAACUUGUGGCCAGAGAUGCUUAAGCUGAAGGAUUGGCCCCCUUCUGAUAAGUUUGAGGAUCUUUUACCGCGUCAUUGUGAUGAAUUUAUCAGUGCCUUGCCAUUUCUAGAGUACACAGAUCCUAGAGCUGGUUUCCUUAACCUUGCUGUUAAGUUGCCGCCAGGUGUCUUGAAACCAGACUUGGGUCCAAAAACAUAUAUUGCUUAUGGUUUUAUGGAAGAGCUUGGAAGAGGAGACUCCGUAACUAAGCUCCAUUGUGACAUGUCUGAUGCGGUGAAUAUUUUGACACAUACCGCUGAAGUGCAGUCAAGUAAUGAGCAGCAGUCUGCAAUUUCUAGGUUGAAAAAGUUACAUAGGGUGCAAGAUGAAAGAGAACUUAUGGAUUGGGAGAAUUCUCACAAGGAUCUUCGGAAAGAUGAACUAGAUGAUCCGUCUUGUUCUUCCUCCAAUGAAGCAACCGAGGAAACGGGUGGUGCUUUGUGGGACAUCUUCCGCAGGGAGGAUGUCCCUAAGUUAGAGGCUUAUCUGAUGAAGCAUUAUACAGAAUUUAGGCACACCUAUUGCUCACUAGUUGAAAAGGUCAUUCAUCCAAUUCAUGACCAAUCUUUUUAUUUAACGUUGGAGCACAAACGGAGGCUGAAGGAGGAAUUUGGUGUCGAACCAUGGACUUUUGUACAAAGACUCGGAGAGGCGGUAUUUAUUCCAGCCGGAUGCCCACACCAAGUCAGGAAUCUCAAGUCCUGCACGAAAGUAGCAGCGGACUUCGUAUCUCCUGAAAAUGUCCAUGAGUGCUCUCCGUUUAACGAGCAAAACAAGUUAAAAUUCUCGAAGCCAUCUGAGAAGAAAGAGCUCAUUUCCCUUGAGCCUCCUUUUGGUUUUGAGCUCCUCGUGCUCGAUCACUGUUUCUCCGGCGAGGGUCUCUCCGAAGAAACAGAUCCAAUUGCGACAGUUGGAUUCGUCGACAUGAUUCUUAACACUGGUAAUGCGAUUGAGGAGUCAGUAGUAGAAUUUGAGGAACAUGCAGGAUUAAGGAGAAUUGGAGAUGAAGGGGUUGUGGAGAAAUGA